This is a messenger RNA of Aspergillus japonicus CBS 114.51, 2443 nucleotides long. RefSeq lists its product as uncharacterized. The record is from RefSeq and is a predicted model, not a curated record. The transcript is spliced from 7 exons. Lineage: Eukaryota; Fungi; Ascomycota; Eurotiomycetes; Eurotiales; Aspergillaceae. Bases 237 to 2246 code for a protein of 669 amino acids.
GUUGCCUGACCAGACAGAAGCGAAGGCACUUUAUUCCUCGCAUGGUAGCUCAGCCUCGUGGCAUUUCAAGGUCCCUUGUGACUUUUCAGCGCCGGGAUGCAGUGGUCGAUCCUGCAGACACAUAAUCAUUCUGCUAUAGAUGCUCCCAUUCUCUUCCGCCUGAUUUCGCAUUCCAUACCAUUAAUAAUAAAGCACCUCUUGUUCUGAAGAACACCCUUAGAAACAGGGGAUAAGCAAUGAGCUUUCCCCAGAUAGGUCUUGGAGAUGUCAUGACAGCCGUUACUACUGUCUGGACCAUCUACAAGAAUGUCAAAGAAGGACCCGCAAGUGCUUCGGCCGACUUCAACUCGUUUCGACAAGAAUUCGGAGCCAUAAAAGAAUUAUUGGAGCAGAUUCAAAAGACAAAACAGUCGACCAGCAAGAGCGAACGAGUCUUGGGGGUCUUCUACAACCGGACGAUUGACGAAUGCGCAGAAUUCGUAUAUAAGCAUCGGCAAUUGACGCAGGAUGAAAAGACCUCGAAUAGUCGGCGUAACAGCUUCGGCACCAAAGCAAUCAUCCUAUUCGAGAAAGUCACCUGGCCCCUAGAGCGUGACGAAGCGGAAAGACUCCGACGAAAGCUAGAGAGAUGUCUGAAAAUUGCGACAUUGAAGUCAAGUCAGGAAUCGCGAGAUGCGACGUUCGGCUUCAUGAAGGCAACGGAGAACAGACAAUUGGAGAAUCUCGAGAUGCUGAAGUCCAUCAAAACCAUGACAUCACAGAUUUCCUUACUUUUAAGGCGAUGUAUGCUCGACAAUUCAAUGGGAAGCAAUGCCCUUGACGCUCAUGACCCGAAUCACCGUGGGAACAGAUUGAGGCGAGCUCUGCUAGAGUCAGAGCACAUGCUGAGUGCAAUACCGGAGAACGACAACGUGCUCAGCGAAGUGGACAGUCAAAAGUAUCAAAAAGGCAAUCUCACUCGAAGACUCGACACUUGCGAUACCCAUGGUCUCGUCCCACAGUCACCAUCUGGUUGGCUUGCGCCUACUCUCGAUAGCGAUAGCAGCGAUACACUCGAUGUCGCAGCUAUAUCACGCUUUCUUCAUCAAGUGAGCGAUGAUGUGCGCGAUGCUUUGGGUAUGGUCGGAUACGGGCACAAUCUUGUGCCCAAUCAUGAUCUCUAUCAAAAAGAUCAAGUCUCGGCGAAAUCACGCCAGUCCAUCAACGACACCGCCGAGGAAUGGGAACAGUUCCGACAAUGGCUCGACUUCCAACUCGUUCACGCCUUCAAUACGAACGCUCAUGAUUUGGAACUUCACUCGCCAGGACUGUCUUACCUGUUUAGUCCGAAGACGUCCCCUCCUCCGGAUGACCGCACAUCAAGACCUAUAUCUCGACAGAGGUCCGCAGAGUCAGAUUUGACCAUCGGUUCUCCUCAAUCGGUGAUAUCAAUGCUGAUACCCGACAGAAAGAUCCCAUUGACAAGCCAUCCGGUGCAGCUGGAAUUCCUUGAUCCAAACGUCCCAAGACGUGUGAAACACCGUCCUCUCAUGUGCAAUGUCGUGGCUUGCUUCAAUACACAAACAAACGAGCCCGAAGCAAUCGAAGCAAUUGAUGUCCAAGACGGAGUCAAGGUCACUCAAACAGUCAUCCGCGGAUCACCCACGGUCAAGAGCUCCAUGCUUCCCUACGUUCCCAGCCGACGGGUCACUGCAACCCAGCUCGGCCUCUGGUUUCAAGGCUCGCACAAGACAAAGAUUGAAGACCUCCAUACAAUCACGCGAUACCCCAUUUCCCCAAUGUAUCAAUUCCAUGACUUGAGCGAUUUCGAGUCCUUUCAAGAGGUACUGCUCCGUCGAAGGGUCAUUUCCUGUAUCGACGCGAGGAGGAUAUCCAUCAACGCGACAGACUACCACUCCAACUCAGCAGAAGUAAUCCGGAUACUUGAAGAUCCAAUUUCGAAAAGUCUAUCGCUGUUGUACUUCGCUUCCUUUCCGGGGACUCCCCGGCGAGCGAGGUUCAUGGAUAUACCCAUGAGCGAUCUUGGAGCACCUGUCGCCAAGUCGAAGCAGGUCAAAUUCGCAUUUCAGAGUAUCUCGCGGCGCGGUUCGAUGGACAGCGCGACCAGUGUCCUCUCGCACGAGUCUAAACAUUCGGCCUCCACGCUGGGACCCAGUCAACGCACCAAAUGUCUUGAGCUAGAAUUUUUUGAUGAGAAAGAUUGUGGCGCAUUUCUCCGGGUGAUCAAAAACACUGAAGGUGGUUGAGGUCGGCUUGGAGCAAGUCGUUAGGAAGAACAACCCACCAUGUCAGGCUGUAGGACAUCAGGAAUACUGAUUGGGUUCCCAUGCAACCAUAGGAACUCCGGGUCAGUACAUUCACAUGAGGCCAUCCGAUCUUUGAAGUGAACGAGUCAUCCAGCCCCAUAUUCCCCUCAAAAUCGGGGGAGUCGGAGGGAAACAAG